AUGUAUGGUCCCGGUUUACAACCUAAAAAUAUUGUGAUGCCGGCAAGAUACUUUUUUGUAAAUUUCACUUCAUUCAAUGAAAGCUCGUAUUCCACAGAUUUCGCAGCAAAAUUUGCAGUAGAAAUUAAUGGAAAAUCUUUAAAAACGAAUAAAUGUAGGAUUUGGGUUAACACUUUAGAUCGCAAGGAUGGUACAUUUAUUAUACGUUACAAAGUGUAUGAGACAUGUACUGAAAUAGUAAUAAAUAUUUAUUAUCAAAGCAAGCAUAUUCAGGAUUCGCCUUUUAAAUAUGAAGGUCCUAUACAUCCAGACCAGUGUGAUUGCCCGCAAAAACAUUUAGAAACUUGGCUAAGAGAAUAUCAAUGCCCUUUAUCUUAUGAACAAAUAAAUAAUGACCUUAGAGAUUGUUAUGGCAAACAUGUAGGAUUCAAUAUGUUUGCUGAUAAUAUUUUACUUUCACUUACACGUAAGGUUGUAAUGCCUGAUAUGGAGCUAGUAAUCAAUCUUGGAGAUUGGCCAUUAGUACACAAAACAAAUGAACCGCUGCCCAUAUUUUCAUGGUGUGGUAAUGAUGAGACUCUUGAUAUAGUGAUGCCUACAUAUGAUAUCACUGAAUCUGCUUUGGAGAAUAUGGGAAGAGUAACCCUAGAUACAUUAUCAGUACAGGGCAGCAUAGGAAGCAAGUGGAAAGAACGUGAAAAUCGUGCUUUUUGGCGGGGUCGUGAUUCACGAGCUGAAAGGUUACAGUUAAUAGACAUUGCUCGUGCUUAUCCUGACUUAAUUAAUGCUUCCUUAACAAACUUUUUCUUUUUCCGUGAAAAAGAAGCACAAUAUGGACCAAAAAUGCCACAUGUAUCAUUUUUCAAAUUCUUUGAUUAUAAAUAUCAAAUCAAUAUCGAUGGGACAGUUGCAGCCUACAGAUUUCCGUAUCUUUUAUCUGGAGGUGGUCUAGUUUUCAAACAGGAUUCCCCUUAUUAUGAACAUUUUUAUAAGCAGUUACAACCCUGGAAACAUUAUGUCCCAAUUAAAAGAGAUCUUAAAGAUUUACCAGAUCUAAUAAAAUGGGCACAAGAACAUGAUGAUGAAGCAUACAAGAUUGCUAGAAAUGCAAGGGAUUUUGCAAAUGAAAAUUUAUUACCUCAACACAUUUUAUGCUAUCAUGCUGUCCUGUUUAGGGAAUGGAGCAAACGAAAUGUAGGCGAAAUAAAUGUUAAGGAAAAAAUGACUCUGGUACCACAACCAAAAUUUGAUUGUCAAUGUGACCCUGCUGAUUUUGUUGACCAUGACGAAUUG
Messenger RNA from Brenthis ino (lesser marbled fritillary), 1293 nucleotides. The record is from the annotation of a GenBank genome assembly. NCBI's taxonomy places the organism in Eukaryota, Metazoa, Arthropoda, Insecta, Lepidoptera, Nymphalidae.